GCCGGUACGAGCAACGGAGCCACGUGAGCUCAGUUUGGAGUCGGCAGUGGCGGGAAGCGCGCGUCUACCGGUCGGAGAGCGGCUGCCGACGGUUUUUAAAUACAAGGAUUACCUUCCAAGGAAAUAUCAGAAAAGAAAAUUAGCUAUUCUAUAUUUGAUACUGCAAAGUUUGUACAAGUCAGAAAAUAGAUUAUAAAAAAGUGGCAACAUUGAGAUGGAAAACAUCUUGGAUACUACCCCGGAAGUCAUCAUAAGUGAACGUUUACGUCCUAAUUUUACAGUUAAUAAAUCUGUGUUAGAAGGUGGAUUUGCUAGCUUACCAAAAAGGAGAAACUUUAAUAUUUGUGAGCUAGCCAAGGAAUACUUUGCUGAUUCUGCUCACCAAUCAAAAAUUAACAGUGGAGGUAGAAUCAAUGAAAAGAAUGGUGGAUUAUUGCAGCAAGUGAAUGGAGAAUUUCAGCAAAAUUUUCACAUUGAAGGACAAAGAGUUCAGCAUCAAGCCGUUACCCCCUCAACUUCUCCAUCGCUAUCAACUGAGGACCUUAUUAAUUUUAGUCCUAAGAAAACAUCUGCCACAUCUUCACUGCUGUCUCCCAUUAUGCUAUGCAGUUACUGUGGACUCCAAGGUUCAAAUCGAUGUUCACAGUGCAAGCAAGCAUAUUGUUCACUCAAGUGCCAGAAGAUUGAUUGGCCAGUCCACAGAUCACUUUGUAAACCACCAAAACCACUUAAGCCUGAGGACCACUUGAGGUUACCCAAAGAAAAGAUGCCCAUGGAAUACAAGAUUAAAUCUUCUCUGUGCGUGAAUACCAAGAAAAUGGCAAAGAAAAUUAAAUUAAGUGACCUGAGAUGCAAGGAACUGCCAAAAGAAUCAAAUUUGCAGAUUGUUGUUACAGAAUUCAAAGACCCAAAUGAGUUUUAUGUGCAAAUACUCACUCUGGAAAAUUUUGAGGCUUUAAGAGCAAUUGAAUUAUCACUGAUGGAGGCCUUUGCCAAUGUGAAUAACCUGGAUGACUAUAUGCCAGAUGAAGGAGAAAUAUGUGCAGCAAAAUUUUCAGGGGAUCAGAAGUGGUAUAGAGCAUUAGUUCAAGAUGUGAAUAUUGCGCAGAAGAAGGCAAAUAUUCUGUACAUUGAUUAUGGAAAUGGAGAAACUGUUCCACUAAACAAGAUUCAGCUAUUGGACAUUGAGAUGGCUCUCUCACCACCUUGUGCAAUGAAAUGCUGUGUCGCAAAUGUCCCAAAGCAUACUAGAUGGGAUGAAGACUGCAUUUCAUCAAUCAAGCUUCAGCUUUUACAGAAGCCUUGCUCCAUGACCAUCAUUGAGAAAUUGAGUAAUAUGUCCUGUACUGCUGUGGAACUCGUGAUGCCUUCUGGAAAAUUAUUAGAGAAGUACAUCUUAGAAAAAGAGUAUACUGUGACACGAGAUAAUGAAACUAACACUGCAGGUCCAGGACAAAAUUACCUCAAAAAGCCACAUAAUAAAAAUGAGGCAGAGCAUGAACCUGGAGGGAGCUUGUGCGUUGAAGACGUUGCUGUCAUUGUAUCACACAUUGAAACACCAAGCAACUUCUUCUGUCAACAACUAGCUCGUAGAUACGAGUUUCAAAAACUACAAAAAGCAUUGACUGAAUAUUGUAAUAACUUAACUCCAGUACCAAGUUAUAGACCAUCAAUUGGAGAGAUGUGCUGUGCUCAGUUCACAGAAGAUCACCAGUGGUACAGAGCUGCUGUAAUAGGUUACUUCCCUGAGGAUAUUGCUAUGGUGGGAUAUGUAGAUUUUGGAAAUCUUGAAAAGCUCCAUUUGAGCCACCUACGUUCAAUCCAAGAAGAACUGCUGGAAUUGCCACAUCAGGCUUUGAAAUGUGCUUUGGCAGGUGUGAAGCCUUUAUAUGAUACUUGGUCUUUGGAUGCCAUAAUAAGGAUGAAAAGUCUGGUGAUGAAUAAAUGUCUAAAAUCUAGAACUCUAGCAAAGAAAGAGAACCUCUUAUUUGUGGAACUUGUAGAUGAAACAGCAAAUCCAAUUAUUAAUAUCAAUGAACAGUUAAUUGCAGAAGGAUUAGCUGUUAAAAAAGUGGAAGGACAAGUAACUCCCACUUUGGAAAACAAUGAAACAUUGGUCAGAGGAAACAUGCAUGCAAAGUUGUGGAAGACUGUAGAGCUGCCUUUGAACUGUGUGGUACCCAUUAAGGUGAAAGAAAUAAUAAGUCCUGAUGUUUUCUAUGUUCAUAUUAUUGGCACUCAAGAUUUGAAUAAAUUAAGCUCAUUGAAUACUGAGUUAAAUGAACAAUGUGGAGCUCAACCAGAGUGUUCUGCAUUCAAGCCUGAAGUUGGUGAUGCUUGUUGUGUAAGACUUGCAGGUGAUAAUUGCUGGCAUCGUGCAAUUGUACUGAAUUGUUCUGAACCAGUACUGAAGGUUAUCUGUGCAGAUUAUGGAAAUGUUGAAACUGUAUCUCUUGGAAGGAUUAAAUGUAUUAAACCAGAACUUUUGGAACAUCCAUUUCAAGUUGCAAAGUUUGCACUAGCAGAUGUUGAACCAGAAUUUGAUGAAUGGACUCCUGCAGCCAGCAACUUCCUCAGAACUCUUCUGCUUGAUAAAAAUGUUUUGGCAACAAUUAGAGAGUUUGAUGGAAAUAUCCACACUGUUGAAUUGAUUGGGCAUUUUGAAGGCGCUGCCAUUAAGGUAUCUGAUAAAUUGGUAUCAGAAGGUCUGGCUAAAUCCCCUGUUAGGAAAGCAACUAAAGAAGUUCAAAAUCAAAGAAGUUGCUGUUGCAGAGAUCUUCAGAAAAGUGUGGAAGAAAUCAAGCAACAACUUGCAGUGCUAAUGAACAAAAAUAAUGCAACAAUUAUGUGAUAUUAACAAAAUUAAAGAUAAAUCUCCAUUGAAAGAAUGACUGUAUUUAAAUAUUUUUCCUUUUGUUUUGACAAGUACAGAAGAAAAUUAUUAAGAGAAGCAAUGUUCGUUUACUUUGUUAUCUUUGUAUCUUGUGUUCAUUAUAAAUAGUUAAAAAACUGAAGGAUUGUUUCAAAGGAAAAGCCAAAGUGAAGGAAAUGCAAAGCAACUGUCUUUAUCUGGAAGUAGUAUUUAUCAGAUUGUUCUACAAUUUUAACCUGCCAAAAAAAACCGUUCUUUCAUUGUCCAUAACCAGAAAAAUCUUUAAAGUUAUUAGAUCUUCAUAAAAUACUUUGUCAUGGCCUCAGUACUUUCCUUAGUUGAAAAUACUUGGUUACAUUUUUGGAGCACAUCAUCCAUGUUGCAGAUGGUGUGAUGAGCAAUCAUAACAUUAUUAUUGUUACUUCGCACAUUCAGUGUCUUUCAAAGUAAAUUGUGAAAAUAUUUAAUUGCAGUUUUUCUUAUUAUGACAAUCAUAGGAUGUAACAAAGCUCUUUACAGCCAAUGAAAUACUUUUGAUAUUAGUUGAUCUGUUUUGAUUGUGAUAUUGAAAAUGCUACACUGAAAUGCCAGUCUAAAUUGCAUGCAUAGUCAUUAAUGGGCAUUUUUAAAUCCAUAUUUCCACAUGACAUAGGAGGCCAUUUUGACCCAUUGUGUUCAUGCCAACUCACAGGGCAAUCCCAUUCCCUCAGUAAUUUUUCCCCGUAACCUACUCUCCCACACUUCCAUCAACUCUCCCCAGAUUUUACCACUUGGCUAUACACUAGGGACAGUUCACAAUAGCCAAUUAACCUCUCAAUCUGCACAUCUUUGGGACAUGGGAGGAAAUCUGAGUUUGCAGAACAUACAAACUCCAAACAGACAGCACCUGAGGUCAGGAUUGAACCUGAGUAAUUGGAGCUGUAAGGCAGCAGUUCAACUAGUAAUGUCACAAUGGUUUAUGGUUAAAUGCAGAUUUCAUAUCUGAAGUCUGCCUGAACAUAGUCAUUAUGGCCUGAGCCCAUUUUAUGAUUUACAGCAGUGAUGCUACUGAGCUAAAUUGACACAUUGUAUUGACCUGUAUUGUUAAAAAUCCUACCACGCACUAUUUGAGAUUCCAGCUACAAUUCACCAUGAACCAGGAUUUCAUUUUGCAAAAUUCAAAUUCCUAUGUUUUACAUGGUUACUUUUCAUGUAAGCCAAACAAGUGCAUGGUUUUUUCUUGAAAUAGUUCUCGAAGGAGUUUUCUUCCUGGAAGCUGCUGCUGCCUGAGAACCUUGCAAAUCUGCUUCACUGUCCAGACAGAUCCUGGCUUUGCAGUAUUAUUUUGCAUCCUGUUGUUGGUGAGGAAGAUAAUGGAAACAAGGUUUCUCAGCAUUCAUAGUGCCCAAUGCAAGUCCGUUUUACUCCUAUUCAAUUUAGUAAGGAUCUUUCAUUCUCUGAAUUGACCCACUGCUAAUUUCCAGUAAGACUAAGCUAAUUUGUUGUUCUUUAAAGACACAAUAAUAAGAAUAGAAGAGAAAAAUGAAAGGAAAAUUAAAUGAGAUAAUUGUAUUGCCAUAUUUAUACCACACCAAAGAAUUCAGUAUUGAUUAUAUUUCACCUUGCAUGUUUGCUUUGUGAAUUUGGGUAUAACUGCUCAGUGGUUUUCUACUGCUAACGUGAUUUGUACAAUUGAAAAUGGGACUACCAAUCAUUAAAAUAUGAAUAAUAUUGAAGGCUGCCAGAAGUCCUUUCCACUUAGGAGUACUUCGAAAGACUUUAUACUAUACACUGUGUUAAGGCAACCAGUGCUCAUUCUUCAUGAUGGCUGAAUAUAAUUGUACUUGAGAAAUAGCAACUCACUUUUUUUUUUAGAAAAACCUGACAUUUAAAAGAUUGCAGAAUAAAAUGUCAAUAACUGAAAUGAAAAUAGCGCAAUGCUCAAUUAUUGUUUGGAUAAAAACAAGGUGACAGCAAACAGCUUUCUAGCAAGUCAUUGUGAGUGAGCCAAAUGAUGAAGAAGUUACCCCUUGGUGAGUGGUGGCAAGUGAUUAGCCUGCUUAGGGUAGCAUUGCUGACGUUAAUACUAACUUUGCCUGAUAUCUACUUAAAUUUAUCUCUUGGAAGUCGAUGGCAUUCUGCUUGUGCAUUAACAAUGGCAAAAAAAAAUGAGCCAUCUCCCUAGUUAUUCUAAAACUUUGAAAUUUCCUAGUUAUUGUG
Molecule: messenger RNA, 5071 nt
Organism: Pristis pectinata (smalltooth sawfish)
Lineage: Eukaryota; Metazoa; Chordata; Chondrichthyes; Rhinopristiformes; Pristidae
Gene: tdrd1
Product: tudor domain containing 1
Exons: 21
Coding region: 215-2851 (878 amino acids)
Biological process (GO): spermatogenesis
Source: RefSeq, a predicted model, not a curated record